UAUCUUUGGAGGUGGAAUUUGGACGGUCGGGCAGUUGACUGUGAUGACUGAUUGAUCCAAACGUGCAGGUUCAAUGCACCCUUCAACGUACGCGCAGCACAGCAGUGCUAAACUUUGACCCUGGCAGAGUGCAAUCAACUUCACCCAGUUGCAAAGUUACGCAGAGAAAAGGCACCCAAGUGGUCUUUGGGCUUGUGUCACGGGAAGCUGAUAAGGUUGCUCAGUCUCCAGUAGUUCCUCUGGGAGUUGUGAUCAACAAACUGCAAGGAAGAGCAUCAUGCUGAGUAAAGAUCUUCCAGAUAUCGAGAUAACAGGCAAAGAAUGAAAGCGCCAAGAUGGAUGCUCGUGUUUUCUUGGACUGACGUGUGCUUCAUGUGUUUUUUUUUUGUUUUUUUUUUAGAGCAUCUUGGCUCUGAAUCCGAGGGUCAAGACUCACGCUCAGCUCAUGUCCACAGCAAACAAGAAGAAAGAAAAGAAACACUGGAAGCGAAACCCUGACAGGAGUUGCGACUCCUGUGUGAAGUUAGAAAACAACUUUGAUGAUAUCAAACACACAACCCUGAGUGAGCGUGGAGCUCUUCGAGAAGCUCUAAGGUGUCUGAAAUGCGCAGAUGCUCCCUGCCAGAAGAGCUGCCCCACCAACUUGGACAUCAAGUCAUUUAUUACUAGCAUCUCCAACAAGAACUACUAUGGAGCAGCGCGAGCCAUCCUGUCUGACAACCCCCUGGGUCUGACCUGUGGAAUGGUGUGUCCCACGUCAGAGCUGUGUGUGGGGGGCUGCAACCUGUACGCCUCCGAGGAAGGUCCGAUUAACAUCGGAGGCUUGCAGCAGUUUGCUACUGAGGUGUUUAGUAAGAUGGGCAUCCCUCAGAUCAGAAAUCCUGAGUUGCCACCGCCCGAUGAGAUGCCACCGCCUUACCAUGCACCCAUUGCCCUGAUUGGCUGUGGCCCCGCCUCCAUCAGCUGUGCCUCUUUUCUUGCCCGCCUGGGAUACGAUAACAUUACCGUCUUUGAGAAACAGAAGUACACCGGUGGGCUAAGCACAUCAGAAAUUCCCCAGUUCCGCCUUCCUUAUGAGGUCGUGCAGUUUGAAAUUGACUUGAUGAAGGACCUGGGAGUCAAGGUGGUGUGUGAGAAAGGUCUUGGUGUGAACGGAAUGACUCUGACUUCCCUGAAGGAACAAUUCAAGGCCGUCUUCAUUGGAAUCGGUCUCCCCCAGGCCAACAGGGCAAAAAUCUUUCAAGGUUUAACCAUGGAUCAAGGCUUCUUCACUUCUAAAGACUUUCUGCCCAUGGUGGCCACAGCAAGCAAGAGAGGUAUGUGUCAGUGCCGCUCAGCUCUCCCUGAGUUGCGAGGAGCGGUGAUCGUCCUGGGAGCAGGCGACACUGCCUUCGAUUGCGCCACCUCUGCCCUCCGCUGCGGAGCCAAGAGAGUGUUUGUCUGCUUCAGGAAGGGAUUCACCAACGUCAGAGCUGUUCCUGAGGAAAUGGAGUUGGCGAAGGAGGAACAGUGUGAGUUCCUCCCCUUCCUGUCUCCGCAAGAGGUCAUCAUGAAGAACGGGCGAGUUGCUGGCUUACAGUUUUGUCGCACUGAGCAGACUGAGGAAGGCGACUGGUUGGAAGAUAAGGACCAAGUUGUGAGGCUGAAGGCAGAUUACAUCAUCAGUGCUUUCGGUUCCAUGCUCAGUGAGCCAACAGUGAGUGAUGCCAUGGCUCCAGUCAAGCUGACCCGUUGGGGUACUCCUGAGGUGAACACGGAAACCAUGCAGACCAGUGAGCCCUGGGUAUUUGCAGGGGGGGACAUUGCUGGACUGGCAAACACCACGGUGGAAUCAGUGAAUGAUGGAAAACAGGCCUCAUGGCAUAUUCACAGAUACAUUCAGUCCCUGCAUGGCCACACGGUGGAUGCAGUACCAAAGAUGCCGUUGUUCUACAGUGCCAUUGACCGGGUGGACAUCAGUGUCGAGGUUUGUGGAAUAAAGUUUCCCAACCCGUUUGGCCUGGCUUCUGCUCCUCCCACUACCAGCACAGCCAUGAUCCGAAGAGCUUUUGAACAAGGCUGGGGCUUUGCGUUGACCAAGACAUUUGGACUGGAUAAAGACCUGGUGACCAACGUGUCUCCUCGUAUUGUGCGCGGUACCACCUCUGGUCACGUGUAUGGACCAGGUCAGGGGUCGUUCCUUAACAUUGAGCUGAUCAGUGAAAAGACAGCAGCCUACUGGUGUCAGUCAGUUGCCGAGCUUAAGAAAGACUUUCCCAAAAAUGUUGUCAUCUCCAGCAUCAUGUGCGGUUAUAACAAGGAAGACUGGACAGAGAUAGCCCAGAUGGCUGAGAAAUCAGGAGCUGAUGCCUUGGAGCUGAACCUGUCGUGUCCUCACGGGAUGGGAGAGAGAGGCAUGGGCCUGGCUUGCGGGCAGGACCCCGUGUUGGUGCGUAACAUCUGUCGCUGGGUGCGAGCUGCUACUUCCAUCCCAUUCUUUGCCAAACUCACACCAAAUGUCACCAACAUUGUUGACAUUGCCAAGGCUGCCUAUGAAGGUGGAGCAGAUGGAGUUACGGCUACAAACACAGUCUCGGGAAUGAUGGGACUGAAGGCAGAUGGCUCGCCUUGGCCAAGUGUUGGGGCUGGCAAACGCACCACAUAUGGAGGAGUGUCAGGUAAUGCCAUCAGACCCAUCGCUCUUCGAGCUGUCUCAGCCAUUGCAAGAGCGCUUCCGGGCUUCCCAGUUUUGGCCACGGGGGGCAUUGACUCUGCAGAAACUGGUCUACAGUUUCUGCACGCUGGUGCCUCGGUGCUGCAGGUGUGCAGUGCUGUUCAGAACCAGGACUUCACUUUGAUUGAGGACUACUGUGUGGGUUUGAAGACCUUGCUGUACCUGAAGAGCCUUGACCUGAAGGACUGGGAUGGUCAGUCUCCUCCAACUGAGAGACACCAGAGAGGAAAACCCAUUCCAAGACUGGAAGACCUGGUUGGACAGAGUCUUCCGAGUUUUGGACCAUUUCUUGAGAAGAGGACGGAGGCCAUUGCACGGUACAAGAAACAGACGAAAGGCGCUGCUGGCGCAGAUGCAGAGGAAGCCAACAUCACCAGAAUUAGCACACCUAAUAAACCAGUUCCAGCUGUCAAGGACGUGAUAGCAAGAGCAUUGCGCCACAUUGGAGCGUACCAAGAACUUAACAAUAUGGAGCAGGUCCAGGCUGUGAUAGAUGAAGAGAUGUGUAUCAACUGUGGGAAAUGCUACAUGACUUGCAACGACUCAGGCUAUCAGGCUAUUACCUUCCACCCGGAGACCCAUCUUCCGUCUGUAACUGACAACUGUACUGGGUGCACGCUGUGCUUGAGUGUCUGUCCAAUCAUAGACUGCAUCAAGAUGGUUGCCAGGACAACAGCCUAUCAGCCCAAGAGGGGUGUGCCCAUCAGUCCUGUCUAUUGAAGGAUGAGGCAACUAAAGCCAAAAGUCACCAUUUCAGGCCUAAGACGCAGGGAUGUCAAUUUGGAAAUCUGUCACAGUGCUGAUAUUAAUGUGCUUUUAACCAUCCCACUCAAUUUAGGGAUUUACAAGUGGCUACUGGGGUUUUGGUACCAGAUAAGACUGCCCCCUUGUUUUGUGGGUCUCAUGUUGUUCUCAUGUCCUUUUCAUUUCCACGUAACAUCCUGGAAUUGGCUGUUAUCAUCAGGUCUCGAUAAAACUAGUAUUUAAGGAACACAUAUGUUACAUAUGAGUGCUGUCCCGCCCUUAAGGUGCUAACAGUACGUGACACAUUGCCACUGAUCCAUGUCAUUCGUGAUUUAUGACCAAUGAUGGGUGCAUUAACAGCUUUCAAACUGCUUACUUCUUCUGUGUACUGAUCUUUGCAGAAAUGAUUGUUUCAAGUUCAUAAUCUAUGAAUCAAACCUGUUUUUUUUUUUUACUCCACAUUGAUUAUUUUAAACAAAUAUUGUAUGAUAGUAUUGGACUUAAAUGGCUUCUCUAGCAUUAGAUGCAGAUGGCAGAAUUUCCUUCAGAAUCAAUAAAGUAUCUACCCAACCUAA
This is a messenger RNA of Dunckerocampus dactyliophorus (ringed pipefish), 4032 nucleotides long. It is a transcript of the gene dpydb, whose product is annotated as dihydropyrimidine dehydrogenase b. Gene Ontology annotation, molecular function: iron-sulfur cluster binding; dihydropyrimidine dehydrogenase (NADP+) activity; NADP binding. Gene Ontology annotation, biological process: thymine catabolic process; uracil catabolic process. The record is from RefSeq and is a predicted model, not a curated record. The transcript is spliced from 25 exons. NCBI's taxonomy places the organism in Eukaryota, Metazoa, Chordata, Actinopteri, Syngnathiformes, Syngnathidae. The coding region runs from base 446 to 3433 and encodes 995 amino acids. Gene Ontology annotation, cellular component: cytosol; cytoplasm.